CCUCUUCUCCUUCUCCUUCUCCUUCUUGUUCUUGUUCUUGUUCUUCAAAUUAAACAUCAAUCACACAAACACAAAUACACACACAAUAUUGAUUGAAGAUCUCUCCAUUGAUCAUUGGAUGAGUUUUCCAUGUCUCUAGAGCAAAUGGCAUGCAAUGGCAUGGCCUCCCCUUUCUUCCCACCAAACUUUCUUCUCCAAAUGCAAACCCCUCAUGAAGAUCACCAUGAACAUACCCAACCUUCUUCCACCACUCUCUCCCCUCUCCUUCCUGCCACUACCCCUUGCACAACCACCCCUCCAGACUUCAGAGCAAUGCUUGGCAAGAGAUCCAUGUCAUUCUCUGGUAUUGAGCCAUGUGAAGAGAUGACUGGAGAUGAUGACCUCUCUGAUGACUGUUCCCAAGCCGGUGAGAAGAAGAGAAGGUUAAACAUGGAGCAAGUGAGGACACUUGAGAAAAACUUUGAGCUUGGGAACAAGCUUGAGCCAGAGAGGAAGAUGCAGCUGGCUAGAGCUCUUGGCCUUCAACCUAGACAAAUUGCCAUCUGGUUCCAAAACAGAAGGGCCAGGUGGAAAACUAAACAAUUAGAGAAAGACUAUGAUGUUCUCAAGAGACAAUUUGAGGCUUUGAAGUCUGAGAAUGAUGCUCUCCAAGCUCACAACAAGAAACUCCAAUCUGAGCUUUUGGCUCUGAAAGGGAGGGAAAUAUCAGAACCAAUAAACCUGAAUAAGGAAACUGAAGGCUCUUGCAGCAACCGAAGUGAGAACAGCUCAGAGAUAAACUUAGACAUUUCAAGAACAUCAGUAACUGAAACAAGUCCUUUAAAUCAACAGCAAAACAGCAGAGCUUUCUUCACUGCAGUGAGACCUGGAAGCAUGACUCAACUCCUUCAAGCUGGUUCUACAAAGAUUGAAAACAGCGCACCUGAAGAGAACUUGUGCAACAUGUUCUGCAACAUGGAUGAUCAGUCAGCCUUCUGGGCCUGGUCCGAACACAACCACAACUUCCAUUAAACUCAUACACUCAAGAGAUCCAAUCCCUGUUUAAAUAAUUUUGAUAGAAUGAAUGUUUGAUGGCUCCUUUGCAUGUGCCAUGAAAAUAAACACAAGGGCAUAUCCUCCCUUCUUUUUUCUUCUUCUUCUUCUUCCUUCUUCUUCUUUAAUUACAUUUUUAUAUAUAUUUAUAUGUA
Messenger RNA from Dioscorea cayenensis subsp. rotundata (Guinea yam), 1187 nucleotides. RefSeq names its product homeobox-leucine zipper protein ATHB-13-like. The coding region runs from base 130 to 1011 and encodes 293 amino acids. Gene Ontology annotation, molecular function: sequence-specific DNA binding; DNA-binding transcription factor activity, RNA polymerase II-specific. Gene Ontology annotation, biological process: positive regulation of DNA-templated transcription. The transcript is spliced from 3 exons. Lineage: Eukaryota; Viridiplantae; Streptophyta; Magnoliopsida; Dioscoreales; Dioscoreaceae. Gene Ontology annotation, cellular component: nucleus. The record is from RefSeq and is a predicted model, not a curated record.